Taeniopygia guttata (zebra finch) is the source of this 502-nucleotide messenger RNA. Lineage: Eukaryota; Metazoa; Chordata; Aves; Passeriformes; Estrildidae. The record is from RefSeq and is a predicted model, not a curated record.
UCGCGCCCCGCGCAUUGCCGGAAGUGACGCAGGGACCCCUGACCGGAAAUGGAGCCGCCCACGGCAGAGGAGCUGCGGGAGCGGCUCCGGGAGCGGCUCCAGGCCGAGCACGUGGAGGUGCAGGACUCGCCCCAGCUCUGCCCCGGAAGUUUCCGCGUUCUCGUCGUUUCCGGAACGUUCCGCGGCCUCAAAACGCUCCAGAGGCACCGGCUGGAUAACGAGGCGCUGAAGGAGGAGCUGGGCCGCAUCCACGCGCUGGAGCAGCGAACGCUGACGCCCGAGCAGUGGGAGGCGGAGCGCGGCUCAUCUGCAUAAAUUUGCAUACUGCCGGUCUUCCCGCCUCCGCUUCGCCUAUGCAUGGAUUUGCAUAAAUUAGCCCGGCCUGGCUCUGAUUGGUUGAGCCCACGCCCCCUUUUCAGGCCUUAAAUGGAGGGGGAAGGGCGUGGAUGUGAUGCUCAUUUGCAUAAAUUUGCAUCAAGGCAAUAAACAUUCCUCAUUUGCA